This is a messenger RNA of Penicillium bovifimosum, 2058 nucleotides long. RefSeq names its product sodium:solute symporter family protein. Bases 1 to 2058 code for a protein of 685 amino acids. Lineage: Eukaryota; Fungi; Ascomycota; Eurotiomycetes; Eurotiales; Aspergillaceae. Gene Ontology annotation, cellular component: plasma membrane. Gene Ontology annotation, molecular function: spermidine transmembrane transporter activity; putrescine transmembrane transporter activity; urea transmembrane transporter activity. Gene Ontology annotation, biological process: urea transmembrane transport; spermidine transport; putrescine transport. The transcript has 4 exons. The record is from RefSeq and is a predicted model, not a curated record.
AUGUCGUCGGACGCACCGGCCUUCACGGCACCUUUGAGCCUGAGCUUCGGAUAUGGAAUUAUCCUGGGUCUAGGCUUUGCUUUUGCAUUGUCGAUGAUUUUCAUUACUUGGUCUUUGAAACGCUAUCAGAAUGAAGUCCAAACAUCCGAAAUGUUCUCAACUGCGGGCCGGUCCGUCAAGUCGGGCCUGGUUGCAGCUGCAGUAGUUAGCAGUUGGACUUGGGCUGCAACUCUUCUUCAAUCAUCUGCAGUCGCAUACAAAUACGGCGUUUCUGGUCCUUUUUACUAUGCAUCGGGCGCCACUGUCCAGAUUCUAUUGUUCGCAACCCUAGCUAUCGAGCUGAAACGCCGCGCACCGAAUGCACACACUUUCUUGGAAGUCAUCCGCGCCCGUUAUGGAACUGCCGUUCACAUUGUGUUUAUUGUUUUCUGUCUGAUGACCAACGUUCUUGUCACUGCGAUGCUCCUCACCGGUGGAUCGGCCGUCAUGACAUCGUUGACCGGCGUACCCACCGCAGCGGCCUGUUUCCUACUUCCAAUAGGCGUGGUAUUAUAUACCCUGUUCGGUGGUAUCAAGGCUACAUUCAUCACAGACUACAUGCACACCGUGGUAAUCCUGGUUGUCAUCUUCCUCUUCGCCUUCUCUGCCUAUGCCACCAACGCCGAGCUAGGCUCUCCAUCCAAGGUGUAUGAUGCAUUGGUCGCCGCCUCCCAGCGCCAUCCCGUUGAGGGCAACGCAGAAGGCAGCUAUCUAACCAUGCGCUCCAAGGAAGGCGGCAUCUUCUGGAUCAUCAAUCUAGUCGGAAACUUCGGCACCGUCUUCCUAGACAACGGCUACUACAACAAAGCCAUCGCUGCAAGCCCGGUACACGCCUUCCCAGGAUACGUAAUUGGCGGCAUUUGUUGGUUCGCAAUCCCCUGGCUAUGCGCCAGCACAAUGGGUCUUUCCGCGCUGGCUCUGGAGGGCACACAGCGUAUGAGCUCCAACGACGUCACCGCCGGCCUGGUUCUUCCCUUCGCGGCCGUCAAGCUGCUCGGCUACAGCGGCGCAGUCGCCACUACACUGAUGAUUUUCAUGGCCGUCACAUCAGCGUUCUCAGCACAGCUGAUUGCCGUUUCCUCUAUCUUCACCUAUGAUAUCUACGCAGCUUACGUCGAUCCAAAUGCCAAGGGCAAGAGACUCGUCUGGAUCUCGCACAUGUCCUGCAUCGUCUACUCAAUCAUCAUGGCGGGCUUCGCGACGGGCCUUUACUACGCCGGCAUCGGCAUGGGAUAUCUCUACCUGCUAAUGGGUGUAAUCAUCUCCUCUGCCGUCUUCCCAGGCGCGAUGACACUCCUCUGGAAGGGCCAGAAUCACCUCGCAGCGGGCCUGUCACCACCACUCGGCCUGGCAGUCUCACUCAUUGCCUGGCUAGUAACCGCCAAGAAAGAAUCCGGCGUCCUCACAGUCGAUAGCACCGGUGCUAAUUACCCCAUGCUAGCCGGCAACGUCGCCGCCCUCCUAAGUCCGGUGAUAUUCGUCCCCAUCUUGACCUACACCUUCGGUCCACAAAACUACAACUACGAAUCAAUGCGCGCAAUCCGCAAAGUCGACGAUACAGACGUCGCCGCCGCCGCACACAUAGAUCUGGAGCUCGUCCCCGGCGAAGCUGGCCCAACCCAAGCCGAAAGCGAGGAAGAGGCUCGCAAGCUCGAUCGCUCAGCACUAUACGCGCGCACGCUGACAAUCUUCAUGGCUCUGGCGUUCUUGAUUCUCUGGCCGAUUCCAAUGUACGGGUCUUCGUAUGUGUUUAGCAAGAAGUUCUUCACGGGUUGGGUGGUUGUUGGAAUUACUUGGUUGUUCUUCACUACUUUUGGGAUUGUGGUGUUCCCGUUGUGGGAGGGUCGGGCUAGUAUUAUUCGUGUUGCGCGGAUGAUGUCGCUGGAUCUUGUUGGUAGGAGGCCUAGGGUUUACCGUGGGACGAAGGCUGGGAGUGAGGAGGCAGCUACGCCUUCGGGUGUUGUGACGCCAAUUGAGGUUGGAGAGAAGGAGAAGGGGGUUAUGGAGAGGGCGAUUUAG